GCGCAUUUAAAACACAGGACUAAAGCUGUAGACGGAAAAUCGAAAUAUCAGGGAGGCCAUAUUGAAUUUACGAGAGUAACAAAUAUUGCAGUGCCAUGAAAUUGUUUAAAAGUGGAUAAGAUAAUUGUUUAAAUGAUCAAAAUAUAAUUAAUGUGCAAGAUCUGCUCUCACUGAUCAUAAUGUAUGCAGUUUAGAUGAAGGAGGGGUUGUAUCUUUGUGAACUUGUGUGACGCAGAUAUCAGAAAUGCUGCACCCCCGGCGCAGUGCCCAGGCCGUCCUACUGUGUGGCCUCUGUGAAACUGUCGACCUACAGAGUUACUGUGAACUUUGCAAUGUAAACUUAUGUAAGGCCUGUGUUGAGGAACACCUUUCUGAUUCAUCUAAAAAACACAAUGUCGUGUCCUUUUUACACAGAAAGUCUACUUCUACCUACCCAAAAUGUCCGACACACGUGGAUAAACAAAGCGAACUUUACUGUGAGAAAUGUGACGUUCUUGUCUGUUCUACCUGUGUCUCAAAAAAACAUAAAGGACACAAAUUAUGCAAUAUUCUGGAAAAAUUCAGCUCAAAAACGGAAAGUUUACAAAAAGAUUUAGAGGAACUAGAAACCAGAAUUUAUCCCCGAUAUGAAAAAAUGGCGUCCGAUGUCCAAACUGAGAAAUCCGGGUUGCAAACGAAUUACGAGAAACUGACAACAGCUGCCGAUCAACAAGGAGAAGUCUUACAACGGAUGGUGAUCACCAUUGCCAACCAGCGGAAAUCCGACAUCCAGAAGAUGAAAAAUAAACAUAUGGCUGCUUUAGAUAAAAACACAGAUGAAAUUACACAGAGAAUUACAGAACUUAGAAAGAUCAUUGAGGACCUGAAGAAAAUACUGAACACCAAGGACGUCUCUCUAACUUCUACUUACAAAUCUAGGAAUGGCGAGUUUCGACAAUUACCCCCUAAAGUCCAACUUACAUUACCGAGUUUAUCUCCUUCCAAAAUAAAUAAAGAAAAACUCAAUAAAAUGGUUGGUUCUGUGUCAUCAUUGUCCAAAACAAAAGAAAAAGGUUGCACAAUGAAGUCAGCAGAAGCUGUAUUGUCUCCUCCAGUCAAACCUCUGCUUGAUGAACCGCGCCUCACCGCCACCAUAGACUCUGAGUAUAGAUAUAUAUACAGUGUUAGCUGUCUGAGUGAAGAACAAGUCUGGACAUGUGGGGAUAACAAAAUCAUGAAGCUCCUCAACCUCCGGGGUAAACUACUGACAUCAAUACAAACCGAGUCAGGGAGAAUACCAGAGGACAUAGCAGUGACACGGGACGGAGAUCUUGUUUAUACCGAUAAUAACACUCUAUACCUAGUUAAGAAUAAACAGAUACAGACCGUGAUUACACUACAGGGGUGGGUACCUCGUUAUGUCUGCAGUACUACCACUAAUGAUCUUCUGGUUACCAUGAACAGUGAUGAUAAAACACAAUCCAAAGUUGUGCGUUACUCUGGCUCCACAGAGACACAAGCCAUUCAGUUUGAUGACCAGGGGCGUCCUCACUAUUCAUCUGGUUAUUAUAAAUACAUCAGUGAGAACAGGAACCUGGAUAUCUGUGUGGCUGACAGUCGAGCUAGUGCAGUAGUGGUGGUCAAUCAGUCAGGAAAACUCCGAUUUAGAUACACUGGUCAUCCGUCUAAUGCCAAACAAUCAUUUUAUCCACGCGGCGUCACUACAGACAGCCAGAGUCACAUCCUGACAGCAGACUUUAACAAUCACCGUAUCCAUAUCCUGAAUGAGGACGGACAGUUCCUCCGUUACAUUCACUGUGAUUUAUUCAAUCCAUUGGGUGUAUGUGUGGACAUCAGAGACAACCUCUUUGUGGCUGAGUGUGCCACUGCUAAAGUGAAGAAAAUACAAUAUCUAUAAACACAACAUUUGUUAAUUACACAUCUCAACAGUGUCAAUUACAUCUCCAAACACAGUGUUAAUUACAGCUGUGUGUUAAUUACUGUUCUGUGUAGAUUACAGUGAUAGAACUGUGUUAAUUACAUCUCUAAACUUA
This is a messenger RNA of Ostrea edulis (European flat oyster), 2033 nucleotides long. RefSeq names its product tripartite motif-containing protein 3-like. Gene Ontology annotation, molecular function: ubiquitin-protein transferase activity; zinc ion binding; protein binding. The record is from RefSeq and is a predicted model, not a curated record. Gene Ontology annotation, cellular component: nucleoplasm; chromatin. Gene Ontology annotation, biological process: positive regulation of DNA-templated transcription. The transcript has 2 exons. The coding region runs from base 245 to 1897 and encodes 550 amino acids. NCBI's taxonomy places the organism in Eukaryota, Metazoa, Mollusca, Bivalvia, Ostreida, Ostreidae.